Molecule: messenger RNA, 644 nt
Organism: Euleptes europaea (tarantolino)
Lineage: Eukaryota; Metazoa; Chordata; Lepidosauria; Squamata; Sphaerodactylidae
Gene: MYF5
Product: myogenic factor 5
Exons: 4
Coding region: 1-642 (213 amino acids)
Biological process (GO): regulation of transcription by RNA polymerase II; positive regulation of myoblast differentiation; muscle organ development
Molecular function (GO): DNA-binding transcription factor activity, RNA polymerase II-specific; protein dimerization activity; RNA polymerase II cis-regulatory region sequence-specific DNA binding
Source: RefSeq, a predicted model, not a curated record
AUGGAGGCGCCGGCCGGCCGCCCCUUCUCCCCCGAGGGGGCCGCGGCCGAGCAGCAGGCGCGGCCCCACCCGUCGGGCCCCUGCCUGCGCUGGGCUUGCCGCGCCUGCCAGCCGCCGGCGAGCAGCGCCGUCGAGCGGCGCCAGGCGGCCACGCUGCGCGAGCGGCGCCGCCUGCGGCGGGUGAACCGCGCCUUCGAGGCGCUGCAGCGCUGCAGCGCCGCCCGCCCGGCCCAGCGCCUGCCCAAGGUGCAGAUCCUGCGCGGCGCCAUCCGCCGCAUCCAGCGCCUCCAGCUGCUGCUGCGCCGCCACGCCCGCCGCGCCGGGGCCUCGCCGCCCGCCAGCCCCACCUCCGGCGGCUCCGACGGCGCGUUGGCUGAAUGUAACAGCCCAAUGUGGUCCAGGAGAAACAGCUCUUUUGACAAUGGCUACUACUCUGAUUUCUGCAAUGCCGAUUCCUCGGACCCGAGUACCUCUCUGUCCAGCCUGGAUUGUUUGUCUAGCAUAGUGGAUCGAAUCUCUUCCUCCGCUCAGCCUGGGCUGCCCUUACAGGACGUGGCUUCCUUCUCUCCCAGUGCCAGCCCUGAAUCCCAGCCAGACACUCCGGAGACCCCUUAUCCCAGGCUCAUCUAUCAUGUACUAUGAGC